Aspergillus aculeatinus CBS 121060 is the source of this 1028-nucleotide messenger RNA. RefSeq lists its product as uncharacterized. NCBI's taxonomy places the organism in Eukaryota, Fungi, Ascomycota, Eurotiomycetes, Eurotiales, Aspergillaceae. Bases 232 to 852 code for a protein of 206 amino acids. The transcript has a single exon. The record is from RefSeq and is a predicted model, not a curated record.
AUUGGAUUGCAGACUGAGUUGUCCUAAACGCGAUUCCUGCGUCAAUGUCCACAUUUUGUGUGCAGACAUCAACUGGCGCAGCGAAACAUUCUGGGAGAUCGAAGUGCGCAGGUCCACGCGGCUUUCAUUGAUUCCGCUGGCUGUUCGAGCGAUGGCAAUGUUCAACUCUAGAACCUUUCUAGUAGGCUGUCGCAUCCCCAUCUCGGGUCUUACGCCUUGUACAGGAUAGCGAUGAAAGCUUCUAGCGCGUUUGCUCGGUUGAUAUGUGCAUGGGCUCGGUCGCUUUCGGAGAUUCGCUCUGGACGACAUCCAGGAUCAACUGGUCUUGGCCUUUGCUUGCUAGCUGCUGCGAAGGAUUUCUCUCGGUUUACCAAUUGUGCUGUUUGCCGGGCGUGUUUAAAGCUUCCCUUGCUAUAUUUGACCUCGAAUGCGCCAUUGCCACACCUGAGCGGGAAAGGAAAACUCCCAAGAGAAAGAAACGCGAGCGUUUCAGAUCGCCCAGGGAGGAAGACCGAAAGCGUCUGCGUAUGUUGGAACGGCAAAACCAAAUGUUGUCCGAACAUCUUCGACGUCAGACCAACACAGACUGCGAUUCUUGCUCGUCCUCAGCAGUUCCCAACUUUUCCAAAUGCGUUUGAUGCAUAUAUCAAUCCACAGUACAGCACCGAUCAACGCCCCCACUGGCGUUUAGCAGCGGAUGCUCAGGAGAAAACACUGCAUUGUUGGGAGGCGGAGUUGUUACAGCGACAGAGAUCCGGGUUGGGGUCCCGUGCCAGUACCAAAAUUCCCUACAGACGAUGGGUUGCUGCUAUCACUGUCAAGCCGCGGGUGUGUCUUGCGUGCGAUCCCUAAGAGCAGUCACAAGACGCAGUCUACUGCCGAAAGGCUCUCUGUGAUUAUCCGUCUCAGAUACACCCAGGUAACCUCCAGCGUACGUCGUUUCGAUGGGCUUGCUUCUUCUUGACUGCUGCUACCCCAUGUAGCAGUGUGGGCUCUAGUCGCGCUGUAGUCUGACUGGCUUGAUAUAC